AUGACGAUUGCGUUCCUCGACGUGGCAAUCACCAUCGAGUAUGUCUCGACGGCAAUUUCGCUCGUCUGUCUGCCCAUCAACAUCCUUUUCGUCUAUAUUCUAUGGGUCGAGCGGUGAGUCGUCGAAAGAACGAAAGUUCUGAUCCAUUCAAAGUUUGCAGAAAGCGCGCGCCGUACAACACUCCGUUCUUCCGGCUCUGCAUCCAUUUAUCGAUUGCUGACAUUCUGAUGGAGGUGUUUUCGACACUUUUCUUCAAGUUUCCCUCGUUCGGCGUCUUUCCCGACACGUUCUACAAGGAGAACUGGUCGGUGGUUCCGAUUGCGGGCAUGCAAUAUUUGGGACACGCGCAGGCGUUCGGCAUCAUUUUUAUUGCGGUGAAUCGGUUCACCGCCGUGCAUUAUCCCAUCAAACAUCGACAACAGUGGUGGACGGCGAAAGUGAGUGUUUUGUAGUAAUCUGACGACCGGGGUUCGAACCCCGCCCGCGUCAAAUCUCUUUUGCGUGUGCUCGUCGACAUUAAAACCCGAUUUCAGGUCACCAAGACCCUUCUGCUGAUCCAAUGGAUUACACCGGUGCUGUUCAUGGCUCCGCUCUUCUUCACCGACUUCAAAUUUCUGUUCGACCGCUCUUCCGGCUCGGUGAUAUUUGCGGCAAGCGAUGCAAGAUUUCACAAGGUAUUGUGCUUCUCUUAUCACAAACUUAUUGCCGAUAUUGUCCCCUGUCUCCGAUCUUUGCACCGCCUCCCAAUUUUCAGAACUAUUUUCUCGCGAUGGCUUUGGUCGACGGAGUUGUCAUCAAUUCGAUUGUUUUGCUUCUCUACGGCGCGAUUUUUGUGAGGUUAGACACGUUGAAAUUGACAAUUCUAGGCGUCUAGUAAUCUGAGGGUUUUUAUUCGAUGUUUUCUAAACUUCUUAUCACCGCCACACUCAUAAAAAGGCAAAUAGCGUUGCUCGCGCUGAACUUUCGAGUUUAUGCCCUGAAUCGUCAGUUUUUGACAUCAAAAACCGGCUCAGGAUGAUGUUAAAAUUAGCAAACACGCAAGCUCCCGUUUUCCGCGUUAAAUAACAAGUUUUCUGACUUUUCAGGCCACAAAAUCCCAUUUUUUUUGCAGAGUUCACACACACGUGGUGGUCCGAAAGCCGGGCGAGCUGGCGCUCCGUCUGGCGCUCUCCGCCUUCAUCAUUUUCAUCUGUUACCUGGCGCUCGGCAUCUUUUCGCUGCUUUCGGCGCUGACUCCGCCCCCCGACGCGUGGGUCUACCGAACCAUGUGGUUCGUCGUCAAUGACGUCCUGUGCAACUCGAGCGCCCUCGUACUUUUGGCCCUGAAUCGACCGAUUCGAAAGGUUUGACACAAUAAAUAUCUGCUCAAAAAAAAAACCGCCAAAACGAGUGUUGCAGGCAUUCACCCGUCAUUUGGGCAUAUUUUCGUACCAAGGGGUGAGCACGAAAAACCAUAAUUCACUUCUUCAAGCCGUCUAA
Messenger RNA from Caenorhabditis sp. 36 PRJEB53466, 1479 nucleotides. The record is from the annotation of a GenBank genome assembly. NCBI's taxonomy places the organism in Eukaryota, Metazoa, Nematoda, Chromadorea, Rhabditida, Rhabditidae.